AUGGAUCGAAGUUGGAUGAGAGCAUCACGCAUCACUGCUGAGUAUGGGACUGGGGUGGAACAGUUUCUCCAAUUUACCGAAAUGCAUGCCCCCUCCUUGCGCGGCAAAUAUUUUUGUCCAUGUGUAAAAUGUGCAAAUGGUAGACACCAGACGCUAAGUGAGAUAAGAUCACAUCUAAUAUGUCACGGGAUGAUUCCAAAUUACACAAACUGGAUAUGGCAUGGGGAAUUGCCAGACAAUCCAACAUUGUCUCACACUGAGGCAAUCGAUGUAGAUACGGGUUGUCGUAUAGAAGAAAUGAUUCGCGACUUAGGGCAGGAUGGUUUUCGGCAAGCACAUGCUCCUUUGUAUGACAAAAUAGAGAAUGAUUCAAAGACUCCUUUGUAUUCUGGGUGCACAACAUUCACAAGGUUGUCAGCGGUCUUAGCUUUAGUCAACUUGAAGGCACGAUUUGGCUGGAGUGACAAGAGCUUUACUGAAUUGCUAGUGUUAUUGAAAAAGUUGCUUCCUGAAGAUAACACGUUGCCAAAGAGUCAAUACGAGGCGAAGAAGAUCUUAUGUCCAAUGGGAAUGGAGUACCAGAAAAUCCAUGCAUGCCCAAAUGAUUGCAUAUUGUAUAGAAAUGAGUAUGCAAAAAUGCGCACAUGCCCAACAUGUGGUGUAUCCCGCUACAAGGUCAAAAACCAUGAAGAGAGUGAUGUUGCAACCGCAGAGAACAGUCAUCCAGCAAAGGUUUGCUGGUAUCUUCCAAUAAUACCAAGGUUUAGGCGAUUGUUUGCUAAUAGAUAUGAUGCAAAACAGUUGAUGUGGCAUGUUGAAGGCAGAAAAAUUGAUGGAUUGCUCCGACAUCCGGCUGAUUGUCCGCAAUGGAAGGCAUUCGAUGCUUUGUAUCCUGAUUUUGGGAAUGAGACCAGAAAUCUAAGGCUUGGUCUUGCCUCCGAUGGAAUGAACCCUUUUGGUAACUUAAGCACCAGUCACAGUUCAUGGCCUGUUUUGUUGAUGAUUUAUAACCUUCCUCCUUGGUUGUGCAUGAAACGGAAGUACAUAAUGCUUUGCAUGAUGAUAGCAGGACCAAGACAGCCCGGUAAUGAUAUUGACGUGUAUCUAGCUCCGUUGAUUGAAGACCUACGAACAAUGUGGGAACACGGGGUAGAUGUUUGGGAUGGGAAUUUGCAGGAGACCUUUAGGUUGCGUGCAAUGGUUUUUUGUACCAUAAAUGACUUUCCAGCAUAUGGAAAUUUAAGUGGUUACAGUGUGAAAGGCCAUCACGCAUGUCCUAUAUGUGAGAAAAAUACAAGUUUCGUCCAACUAAAACAUGGAAAGAAAACAGUAUACACAAGGCAUCGAAGAUUUCUGAACCAGUUCCAUCCAUAUCGACGAUUGAAGAAAGCUUUCAAUGGAUCUCAAGAAAAUGAAAGUGCGCCAAAACCGUUAAAUGGUAAAGAAGUACAUGAUCGUGUCAACGACAUCAUAACUAUCUUUGGGAAGACGCAAAAGAAAACCAGUAGUGAGACAAACAUCUGGAAGAAAAGGUCCAUUUUCUUUGAGCUUCCUUAUUGGUUUGAUCUUGAUGUUAGACAUUGCAAGACAAAGGAUGGUUUGAAGUGUCGUCAAGACUUGGUUGACAUGGGUAUACGGGAGCAGUUACAUCCAAUAGCAAAAGUUAGGGAGAUCCGGUUGUGUGGUCCUGUAUUUUUGCGGUGGAUGUAUCCAAUUGAACGGUACAUGAAGGUGUUAAAGGGGUAUACCAAGAAUCAACAUCGACCAGAAGCUUCAAUUGUUGAAAGGUAUGUUGCUGAAGAAUGUAUUGAGUAUUGCUCGCAGUACAUUGAAGCUGCUAAAUCUGUCGGGGUACCUGAACCUCGUCAUGUGACGACACCAGUUGGCAAGGGUACACGAGGCUACAAUGUUGUGACAAUGACUCGCCACGAGAUCUCACAAGCACAUCUAUAUAUAUUGAAUAAUACAGCAGAGGUAAUUCCAUACAUAGAUGCCCACAAAAAAGAAGUCGCCGCACUUAACCCAAGAUUCAACAUGAUGAGGGUUUUGCAAGAGCACAACAAAACUUUCAUGAAGUGGUUUAGACACACAAUAUUUGCUGAUGAGGCUACUUCCAAAACAUUACGAUUGUUAGCUCUUGGGCCAAAUCUAAAUGUUCCGACAUGGCAAGGGUAUCACAUCAACAAUUAUUCGUUCUAUACUAAGUCCCAAGAUGAGAAAAGCUCGAUGCAAAAUAGUGGGGUGACGGUUGAUGCUGAUUCAGAUCACUUUUGCAGUGCAUCAGACAACAAUCCUAUUCGAGCAUCCAUGCAUUACUUUGGAGUCAUUGAACAAAUCUGGGAGCUUGACUAUACUGAUUUUAGAGUGCCCGUGUUUAAGUGUAAGUGGAUCAAUGCCCGUACUGGUGUCCGGCAAGAUGAAAUGGGAUUUACCUUAGUGGACUUCAACAAGGUGGGUUACAUGGACGAGCCUUUCAUUAUGGCACAACAAGCAAGACAAAUAUUUUAUGUCGAAGACCCUUGCAAUUCAACAUAUUCAGUGGUUCUACAGGGAAGACCUAGUGGUUUAAAUGACGCACAUGAUCCAACGAUGCUUGAUAUUUGUGAGACACCACCUUUUUCGACAGCUAUGCCUAAUAUGAAUGAUUCACACUAUGUUGACGAUGUACACGCAAAUCGUAAUGAUCAUGAUGAAGGACUAUGGGAGAACAUUGUUACGUAA
Glycine soja is the source of this 2721-nucleotide messenger RNA. RefSeq lists its product as uncharacterized. The transcript has 3 exons. The record is from RefSeq and is a predicted model, not a curated record. Lineage: Eukaryota; Viridiplantae; Streptophyta; Magnoliopsida; Fabales; Fabaceae. Bases 1 to 2721 code for a protein of 906 amino acids.